AUGGUUUCCUUCACAACAGCACUCCUGUCCCUGCUCCCCCUCGCCGCCUCUCUCGCCAGCGCCACUCCCAUCGAGAAGCGCCAAACGUCCACAACAGUAUCGGCGACCUUCAUCGGGGCGGCAGACGCCCAAUACACGCUGCAAAUCCCCGCGAAUAGCGAAUGGUUCCCCACCGACAACCCGCUGAGCAUCUCGCACAUCCAGACCUCGGCGGGCGCGUCCUGUGCCUUCUUUGGCGUGGACGGAGCCGUGAUCGUCUUGCCGGCCGCGGGCGGCUAUGUCGACGUUGGGCCGCCGCAAACCAUGGCCGGUGGCGUUUGCGGCCCGUUCCCAGGACAGAACUAUGGCAUGUGGUGA
This is a messenger RNA of Cladophialophora psammophila CBS 110553, 357 nucleotides long. RefSeq lists its product as uncharacterized. The transcript has a single exon. The record is from RefSeq and is a predicted model, not a curated record. The coding region runs from base 1 to 357 and encodes 118 amino acids. Lineage: Eukaryota; Fungi; Ascomycota; Eurotiomycetes; Chaetothyriales; Herpotrichiellaceae.